CUCCACCAUGUUGUAGGAAAUCCACCGCUGCUCUUUACUGUCAGAUUACACUUUAAUCUGAGGAGGAGGAUACCCUGUCAAGACGUGCUUGCUAUCUUGGAACGACGUAAAGGUUGAUUUUUUUUUCUUUUUUUCCUACUUUCAAGGAGCGGCCCGCAUUUAAAAGAUGAAUAGUCAGGCGUCCUUUGUCCCCUGUUCGACCACUUGUCACUACAGUAAAAUGUUAGCUGGCUAACCAACGGAGAGAAAAAAAAAGAGUAACUAAAUCGGAUUAGCUGCCAAGCUAGGUAAUAACCAGGUAUUAUUGACUGUACGUGACAACGAAUUCAACCCUUUUAUUCUCCGUACUGCUUUUUUUUUAAUUCCUUCUCAAAUCUUAUUAAUGUUGCUGCAAGGAAGCUAGCACGAAUCACAAAGAGCUGGAGUUCCUUGGCUAGCUUUUUUUUUUUUUAAAAAGACGUAUAUUGAAAUCAAUACAGUGUCAAAAUAGCUGUAAAUAUAACGUUAGCAUAUUUUAAUAAAGCAAAACGCACAGGAACCAGAAAUGUCAGGGAAGGACAAAGAUAAAGCAGAAAAACAGUCCACUACGGAGCGGCUCAUUAAAGCUGUGCCAUACCCCCCACAACAUAAACUGACAAUAAAAGAGGUGUUUGAAGAUGGCAAGCCCAAUCCCGAGCUGCUCCGGAACCACCUUGUCAAGGAGGGAAGGGUGGAGGAAGACGUGGCUCUAACGAUCAUCAACGAUGGCGCCGAUAUCCUUCGCCAAGAGAAGUGUAUGCUGGAAGUGGAGGCACCUAUUACAGUAUGUGGUGAUGUCCAUGGGCAAUUCUUUGACCUCAUGAAGUUAUUUGAAGUGGGGGGAUCACCCAGCAACACGCGGUAUCUCUUCCUCGGAGACUACGUAGAUCGAGGAUACUUCAGCAUUGAGUGUGUUCUCUACCUCUGGUCGCUCAAGAUCAACCACCCCAACACACUCUUCCUCCUGCGAGGGAACCACGAGUGCCGGCACCUCACAGAGUACUUCACCUUCAAACAGGAAUGUAAAAUUAAGUACUCAGAAAGGGUCUAUGAUGCCUGCAUGGAGGCCUUUGACUGCCUGCCCCUCGCUGCCCUGCUGAAUCAACAGUUCCUUUGUGUCCACGGUGGACUCUCACCAGAAAUCAAUUGCCUUGAUGACAUAAGGAAAUUAGAUAGAUUUAAGGAGCCGCCGGCGUUUGGGCCCAUGUGUGAUCUGAUUUGGGCCGACCCCGGUGAAGACUACGGCAGUGAAAAGACAAGUGAACACUUUAACCAUAACUCUGUCAGAGGCUGCUCCUACUUUUUCAGUUACUCAGCUGUCUGUGACUUUUUGGUAAAUAACAACUUGUUGUCAGUAAUUAGAGCCCAUGAAGCACAAGAUGCAGGAUAUCGGAUGUACAGAAAAAGUCAAACGACUGGCUUCCCAUCAUUAAUCACAAUCUUUUCAGCUCCAAAUUACCUGGAUGUCUACAACAACAAAGCUGCUGUAUUAAAAUAUGAGAACAACGUGAUGAAUAUCCGACAGUUCAACUGUUCCCCCCAUCCUUAUUGGUUGCCCAAUUUUAUGGACGUCUUCACAUGGUCGUUGCCUUUUGUUGGGGAGAAAGUGACGGAGAUGUUGGUGAACGUUCUCAACAUCUGCUCCGAUGAUGAGCUCAUGUCGGAGGGAGAUGAUCUUUAUGAAGGUGGCACCACGGCAAUGCGGAAGGAGGUCAUCCGGAAUAAGAUUCGUGCAGUGGGGAAAAUGGCCCGUGUCUUCUCAGUACUCAGGGAAGAGAGUGAGAGUGUAUUAACCCUCAAAGGCCUGACUCCGACCGGGACUCUUCCCAUGGGAGUGCUCUCGGGUGGAAAGCAGACCUUACAAACUGCUACCAUUGAGGCAGCUAAAGCAAAAGCCAUCCAAGGCUUCUCUCCCACGAGGAAAAUUCGCAAUUUCGAGGAAGCGCGAGGCCUGGAUCGGAUAAACGAGAGGAUGCCGCCUCGUAAAGAUGCCCAGCACCCUGACGGCACCACUAUUAAUACCAGUGCACCCAACAAGAAUGGCACUGACGGAUAAGCCACGGGAACGCCCUCCGUUCCCGUUUUCCCAUUUCCCUUUUCCCAUCGCUUCCACCUGUCCGUUUAUCUUCUGCUUGGGAAAGGAAGCAGCAGCAUCGCCGGUGAAAAGACAAGAGUACACUAGAUAUUUAAUGUCCUCCUAGCAUCCGCUUAUGGAAUGAAAACAUUCUUGCUGUUCCACUCCUUGUUCACACUUCCGUUUAUUUGAAUCGGAAUAUUUGAAAAAAGAGGAAUUUCUACAUUUGAGUUGGUAAAGUUAGAUGAAGCUUUAGUCUCUUUUUCAUUGAUGUUUAUGUGUUUGGCGACGGAUACCUUGUGGAUGUUUAUUCUGUAGGCUCAUUUGACAGGGUUUCAAUUGAGGUACGGUGUUGAUUCUAUUGGGGGCGGGGGGCGGGGGCCGGGGGGGCCGGGGGUAUAUCAAACUACUCUUUUAUACUGUCGAGAAAAAUGUCUUAUUUAUAACAUUUUCACCAAACUUUGACGAAGACAUGGGAACGGGGUUUGUUGACUUGUACUUUUACAAUCACUAACUGUUACAUUUGUUCACUUCCUGCUUUCCUAAUAUAGUUUAAUUUUUUUUUCAAUUGAGUGCAUCCCAUAAUCAGUUCCCAGUUCCACAUGUCCAAAAAGGAGUAGGAAGAAGCACAGCUUAUUAAAUCCUACCCCUCCAUCUGGUACUUUUACAAUCAGUAACUGUUACAUUUGUUCACUUCCUGCUUUCCUAAUAUAGUUUAAUUUUUUUUUCAAUUGAGUGCAUCCCAUAAUCAGUUCCCAGUUCCACAUGUCCAAAAAGGAGUAGGAAGAAGCACAGCUUAUUAAAUCCUACCCCUCCAUCUGGUACUUUUACAAUCAGUAACUGUUACAUUUGUUCACUUCCUGCUUUCCUAAUAUAGUUUAAUUUUUUUUUCAAUUGAGUGCAUCCCAUAAUCAGUUCCCAGUUCCACAUGUCCAAAAAGGAGUAGGAAGAAGCACAGCUUAUUAAAUCCUACCCCUCCAUCUGGUACUUUUACAAUCAGUAACUGUUACAUUUGUUCACUUCCUGCUUUCCUAAUAUAAUUUAAUUUUUUUUUCAAUUGAGUGCAUCCCAUAAUCAGUUCCCAGUUCCACAUGUCCAAAAAGGAGUAGGAAGAAGCAAAGCUUAUUAAAUCCUACCCCUCCAUCUGGUACUUUUACAAUCAGUAACUGUUACAUUUGUUCACUUCCUGCUUUCCUAAUAUAGUUUAAUUUUUUUUUCAAUUGAGUGCAUCCCAUAAUCAGUUCCCAGUUCCACAUGUCCAAAAAGGAGUAGGAAGAAGCACAGCUUAUUAAAUCCUACCCCUCCAUCUGGUACUUUUACAAUCAGUAACUGUUACAUUUGUUCACUUCCUGCUUUCCUAAUAUAGUUUAACUUUUUUUUCAAUUGAGUGCAUCCCAUAAUCAGUUCCCAGUUCCACAUGUCCAAAAAGGAGUAGGAAGAAGCACAGCUUAUUAAAUCCUACCCCUCCAUCUGGUACUUUUACAAUCAGUAACUGUUACAUUUGUUCACUUCCUGCUUUCCUAAUAUAGUUUAAUUUUUUUUCAAUUGAGUGCAUCCCAUAAUCAGUUCCCAGUUCCACAUGUCCAAAAAGGAGUAGGAAGAAGCACAGCUUAUUAAAUCCUACCCCUCCAUCUGGUACUUUUACAAUCAGUAACUGUUACAUUUGUUCACUUCCUGCUUUCCUAAUAUAGUUUAAUUUUUUUUUUCAAUUGAGCGCAUCCCAUAAUCAGUUGCAGUGAUCUUUUGAUGGCAGCUAGCAUGUCCACGCCCCCAACCCCACCCCCCCCCCCCAUUUUAGACCCCACCCCUUCAGCACACUCUGUCACUCCCCCCCAUCCCCCCCACUCCCCACGGUCCUGGAUGGAAGCACACCAACCGACAUUUCUUUAAGACUCUUAUUUUAUUUCCUGUUGAAACAAAAGAGGACAUUUUGUUGCCCAAAAAAAAAGCGCUUGUAAAACUUUUCGUGACGGCAAAUAUUUCAGUAUUUAUUCGGAAUUACAAAAACAAAACCGAGAAAAAAAAAAAAAUGUUUGUGGAUCCUAUUGUUGCUUUUAAAGCUGUAUCAGUGUCUCCAUCUGCUGUUUUAUUCUACGGUAUGCAGAUGUACUGUAUGUGUUCCUUUUCAUUGUGGCAACAGUGUUAAAUAAGAAGCUUCUAAAUGACAGCGUUAUGUUAUAUGGAGACUGGCGUUCCCGUGUGGAAUUCCAAUGUAUAUUUGGCAAGGCCAAGCAGUACUGUAGUCAUCUCAUGGCUCGUCAUAUUUCACUCCCAAUUGUCGUCUAAAAAACCACGCAUCGGACAUAUGACAUACAUAUGACAUAUGGUCAUUCUUAUGUAUAUUCAUAGAAAGGUCGAUGGUGCGUUCAUGAUCUCCCACCAAAGUGAGAAGUCUCAAACUCAAAAAAAAAAACAUGAUAAUAAA
Molecule: messenger RNA, 4517 nt
Organism: Doryrhamphus excisus (bluestripe pipefish)
Lineage: Eukaryota; Metazoa; Chordata; Actinopteri; Syngnathiformes; Syngnathidae
Gene: ppp3cca
Product: protein phosphatase 3, catalytic subunit, gamma isozyme, a
Biological process (GO): calcineurin-mediated signaling
Molecular function (GO): calmodulin-dependent protein phosphatase activity
Source: RefSeq, a predicted model, not a curated record